AAAGCACAAAACCGAACCCGUCUACGACUGCUGCACGCAACCUCCCCCCCCCCUCUCGCCGGACACUCUCACUGGGCCAACAUCCAACAUCACAAGGCCAGAAAAGACCAAGCCAAGUCGACGCUGUUCGCCAAAAUUUCUAAAGAAAUCAUUGCCUGCGUCAAAGCACACAAAAGUGCCGACUUAAGUGAAAACCCCCACCUGUCGACCGUGUUACAAAAAGCGCGCUCCGUCAAUUUCCCUAAAGACCGCAUCGAACACUCUAUCGCUCGAGGCCUCGGAAAAUACGCAGGAAAACUCGAGUUCGCGACCUACGAACUCUACGGACCCAGUCGAGCCGCCUUCGUCGUCUCCACAGCCGCCGACAGCCGAAACCGUAUCGUGGCCAACCUGCGCUCGUGGGCAGCAAAGCAAGGCGGAUACAUGGUCCAAACCGGAUCAUUCAACUUUCUGUUCGAUAAGAUUGGUAAAAUAGAGAUAGACACCCAAGGUGAAACCGAAGACGACAUAUUUGAAGCCGCCAUAAACGCCGGCUGCCAAGACGUGUCCUUCGACCACGAGAACCACAUCGCCACCAUCUCUUGCUCGCCCAACGAAGAGACCGUCUCGGACGUCCAAGCCAAACUCGCGUCCGCCGGCAUCCGCGUCAACUCAGGAGAAGUCUGCAACGUCCCCAAAGUGUCCGUCCAUAUCACAGACGCGGACGAAUGUGCAGAAUUUCAGAACGCGCUAGACGCCCUCAUGCAAAUAGACGGUGUCGAAUCGGUGUUCCACAAUGCCGUUCUCUCAAAUGCCGAAUGA
Schistocerca gregaria is the source of this 801-nucleotide messenger RNA. RefSeq names its product probable transcriptional regulatory protein Ddes_0536. The record is from RefSeq and is a predicted model, not a curated record. Lineage: Eukaryota; Metazoa; Arthropoda; Insecta; Orthoptera; Acrididae. The transcript has a single exon. The annotation marks the transcript as partial.